GCGAUCGUUAGGUAUCUAAAGAAAAGUCUCAUCAGAGUUUAGAUCUAAAAAGUAAAAACACACAGGAAACGGAGAAGCUUACUAGGAACGAUGGCUACCAGAUUAUCACCGGUCUUUAUUUGCGUGUCGUUGGUUGUCAUUUCUGGACUCGGCCAGCUUGUGAUCUGUAGUCAAGAAAAAGGAAGGUACAACGACGUCAUAAGGAUGAAGCUCGGUGCCUUUAGCGAUUCUUCCAAUAAUCAGAACGGUGGAGGAGAUCAGAUCGAGGAUAUAGCACUCUUUGCUGUUCAAGAACACAAUAAGCGAGAGAAUGGUGUACUUGAGCUUGGUAGAGUAUUGAAAGCAACAGAGCAGGUGGUUGCUGGGAAACUCUACAGUCUAACUCUUGAAGUGUUAGAAGCUGGUGAGAAGAAGAUUUAUGAAGCUAAAGUUUGGGUGAAGCCGUGGAUGAAGAACUUCAAGCAGCUUCAGGAGUUCAAGAGUGUUGUCCCUUCCUUCACUGUUUCCGACCUUGGCUUGAAAUCAGAUGGGAAUGGAUUUGAGUGGAGAUCGGUAUCAACAAAUGACCCUGAGGUCCAAGAGGCAGCAAAACACGCCGUUAAGUCGAUUCAACAGAGAUCAAACUCGCUGUUUCCAUAUAAACUCAUAGACAUAAUCCUAGCUAGAGCAAAGGUGGUUGAAGACCGUGUGAAAUUCGAAAUGCUUUUGAGGCUAGAGAAGGGAAACAAAGCAGAGAAGCUCAUGGUUGAAGUUAUGAAGUACCAAAACGGCAAGUUUCACUAGAGUUGUUGUUUGGACAGGUUGUGUCUCAGUCUGACUGAAUAAAAAGACUGAAUGUUGUGAUAAAAAAAAAACUAUUUUGCCCUGUAAAAAAUGGUUUGCUUGUAAGUAAAUAAAAAAAAACACUAAACAUUGGAAAGAAAAAAGAUGUUAAUGUCCAAA
This is a messenger RNA of Raphanus sativus (radish), 942 nucleotides long. RefSeq names its product cysteine proteinase inhibitor 7. The transcript is spliced from 4 exons. Lineage: Eukaryota; Viridiplantae; Streptophyta; Magnoliopsida; Brassicales; Brassicaceae. The record is from RefSeq and is a predicted model, not a curated record. Bases 91 to 783 code for a protein of 230 amino acids. Gene Ontology annotation, molecular function: cysteine-type endopeptidase inhibitor activity.